AUGAGAAGCGCCAUGAGGCAAGAACUCAGCAAGAGAUGGGAAACGCUAAGCUUUCGAACCUUUACCACCAGAGCGGCUGACUACUACGAGAACGGCUCCUUCGGCUGUAAGAGGAUGAAUCUUCGGCAUUUGGCGGAGAGUGCGAAGUUCCAUGGCCGUUGGAGAUGGAACUCCAAGGAAGACCAUCCAAGUUGGGAGAAGGUGCUCAUCGCUGCCAUGGAACGUGUGCGGCAGCUGGAAGAGAGUCGUUUUGCUCCAGCUCAACCCUGGUUGGCGGACAUGGUGAUUCCAUUGUGUUCACCCAAAGAGAUCCACGCCGUGAACUCCGGCCUCGCAUUACUGGGCCGAUCCCUACCACCCCGGAUGGAUGAUGCAGAUGGUUGGCCUCCAGACAGCCAAAAAGCACACAGGGCGAAGGAGUACAACCGGCUGCGGGGUCACUGGAGACACGCCAAGUUUAGAGUGUUCAUUUACAUGGUUUGUGGCACCUUUGGCUUGUUGGGCAAACACAUCGAGCCGGACGCCUCCGUGCCCGAAGCGGACGUGGCCAGGCUGGCCAAGGGCAUUUUUGCAGAUCUGCCAGAGGAGUUGUUGAGACUCUUUACCGCAGGACGAAGUGUUCGAAGCGUGGCAGUUGACAUCCUGAAACCUCAACUUCAUCUGGCUGUGCUUGAAGAAGAGGUUCCCACUGGAGAUGCAGCUGUAUAUUUACAUCAUCUAGCACGGGCAUCGGCAGCCAAGAACUUGGGCAAUAUCACUCUCCUGUUGCAUCCAGAUUUUCUAGAACACAUUCGGUCAUGGAAAGUAUCCACACUCUUUCAGGCACUGGUGAGUGGUUCCUGGCCACAGCAUGUGGACUUUCUAUAUCUUGGCUGGAGACAUGAAGGGCCUGUCACUGCAGAGGGUCGAGUAGCAUCACAUUUGAGGUACCAUUGUGAUGUGGAGCCAUGGAAAGGUGGCAAGAUCGGCCCCUGCGACAGUGGCUACAAUCCGAUUUUGCUGCAAAAUUUGUGGCGCAUGGCGUUCGGCCGCAAGUUGGAUCCUGUUGGUGGAGAUGACUUGGGUGGCUACGAUUUCUCCCAACUUCUGGUGACGCGCCGCGCCAUCUCACGCCGCUCCCCGGCGUACUGGCGCUACUUGUCGCAGGUGAUUUCGGCUCGCGCCUCCUUCGAGCUUCUGCCGGGCACGAGGGGCUUUAUUUCGAGAAGGACCGACUUGUCUGUGAAUGAUCCCUUCAACAAGGGCGUUUGCGCCUGGUUCGAACACAUUUGGCACAUGCUCUUUGAUCCAAGCUUCUUCCCUGACGAUGCCGACAAGGAGACCUGCUGA
This is a messenger RNA of Durusdinium trenchii, 1329 nucleotides long. NCBI's taxonomy places the organism in Eukaryota, Dinophyceae, Suessiales, Symbiodiniaceae. The record is from the annotation of a GenBank genome assembly.